ACGCAGGAUUCAGUACCAAAUAUUAGACAGUGUGAUCGAUAGUGAAGGCGAGAGAGAGAAGUGAGCUAGAGAGAUGGCGAGGUGGUUUAUCAUGCUUGUUCUUGCUCUUGUUGUAGUUCACACUACAGCUAGACCUACCCCCAGUGAUGCUGGACUCGACGACCAAAAGAACUUCGUCUCAUAUGGUGGGGUUGGCGGCUUUUCUGGCCUUGGUGGCAAUGGACUCCCCUUCGGCGGAGUUGGCGGAGCUGCUGGGAUCGGCGGUGGCCUUGGCGGAGGUGGUGGAUUAGGUGGAGCCGGCGGCUUGGGUGGCGUCGGGGGCUUGGGUGGUAUUGGCGGCUUGGGUGGUACUGGUGGGCUGGGUGGUCUUGGUGGCGGUAUUGGCGGGCUAGGUGGUCUUGGUGGUGGUGCUGGUGGGUUAGGUGGUCUUGGAGGCGGUGUUGGCGGUGGAGCCGGUGCUGGAGUUGGCGGCGGAACCGGUGCUGGAGUUGGCGGUGGAACCGGUCUUCCAUUUCCUUAAUUAAAGUUAUUAUAUAUGCAGGCAUUUGAGUUUAAUUAAUUAGCUUAAUUAUGAUGAUCUAGUGUUACGUUUGGCAGUUAAUUAAGUUGGUUAAGUGUGUGACAUGUUUUAAUUGUAUUUCUUUUUUCAUUUUUAUUUUCUCCCUCAGCUAGCUUUCUGUAUUUCGUUACGUUAAGUACUCUUCGCAACCAAGAAUAAUAAUUAGUGAUCAGAAAAAUGUCUCCAUGUGUCUUUA
This is a messenger RNA of Corylus avellana, 755 nucleotides long. RefSeq lists its product as uncharacterized. Lineage: Eukaryota; Viridiplantae; Streptophyta; Magnoliopsida; Fagales; Betulaceae. The record is from RefSeq and is a predicted model, not a curated record.